Heteronotia binoei (common prickly gecko) is the source of this 1848-nucleotide messenger RNA. RefSeq names its product poly(A) binding protein nuclear 1 (gene PABPN1). The transcript is spliced from 7 exons. Gene Ontology annotation, molecular function: RNA binding. The coding region runs from base 1 to 1005 and encodes 334 amino acids. The record is from RefSeq and is a predicted model, not a curated record. NCBI's taxonomy places the organism in Eukaryota, Metazoa, Chordata, Lepidosauria, Squamata, Gekkonidae.
AUGGCGUCUCUGCGGGGCGUCGGCGGGCGAGGGGCGGUCGUGGCCUUGGGGGGCGACGGGGAGCCGGGCGGCCUCGGGGGCCCGCCUGCCUCCCAGUACGGGAACGGGCUGGGCGGGGGCGGCCCCGGCGGCGAGCAGGGCGGAGGGCUGCGCGAGGAGGACGAGGAAGAGGAGGAGGGCGAGCUGCUGCUGGAGGCCGCCGGCGGUGGGGCGGGGGGCGGCGGAGGGGCGGCGGGAGACCGGGGGGGAGGAGGAGUCGGCGGCGGCCCCAGGGGCGCCCUUUCCUCCUCCUCCGCGGCCUCCCACCAGCCCCGCGCCGGCCAGGCUGGGGCGGGGGUCGGGGCGGCCCACCAUCACCCCCACGCCGAGGAGCUGGAAGAGGAGGCCGGCCUGGGAGAGAGUGACCCCGGGGACUCCGCCAUAGAGGACCCCGAGCUGGAAGCCAUCAAAGCUCGUGUGCGAGAGAUGGAGGAGGAAGCGGAGAAGCUGAAAGAAUUGCAGAAUGAAGUUGAGAAGCAAAUGAACAUGAGCCCUCCGCCGGGCAAUGCUGGCCCCGUCAUCAUGUCUUUAGAAGAAAAGAUGGAAGCAGAUGCCAGGUCCAUAUAUGUCGGCAACGUGGAUUACGGAGCGACAGCAGAAGAGCUGGAAGCCCACUUCCACGGUUGCGGCUCUGUCAAUCGCGUGACCAUCCUCUGUGACAAGUACACUGGUCACCCCAAAGGGUUUGCUUACAUUGAGUUUUCGGACAAGGAGUCAGUGCGGACUUCCUUAGCGCUAGACGAGUCCCUCUUCCGGGGAAGACAGAUAAAGGUGAUACCCAAACGGACCAACCGCCCCGGGAUCAGCACCACAGACCGGGGCUUCCCCCGGACCCGGUACCGAGGGAGAGGAUCCGGCUACAGCAGCUCCCGGGCUCGAUUCUACAGCGGCUUCAGUAGCAGGCCGCCCCGAGGACGCGCGUACAGGGGCCGGGCCAGAUCGACCUCAUGGUAUUCCCCUUACUAAAAACAAAAAAAACAAAAAAAAAUGGUUGUUUUAGGAAGGAGGAAAAAAAAAGAAAAAAAAAUGAAGAUUGUUACCAUGAUGGAAAAAAAAAUACUGUGGGGGGAGGAGAACGUGCAAAACUGUGCAGCAGAAGGGGGCGGGGCUGCUUUCCUUGGGCGGGGGAGACAUAAGUGGGGGGAGGUGUUCUGUGAAUCAGCUUUCACCUACUAGUCUCGGUGGUCCACGCGGCCACGGCCUGCUCUCCCUCUGCCCUCCUUUUCCGCCUGCCGCAAAUCGUCAAAACGUUCACGGAACCACUUUUUUUCCUUUCUGUCGUUGCGGCCUAGCGUUUCUGGGGCUGGGAGGGCAGUUACGAGGAGGGCUGCCUGCCAGUUCUAUACCCCCCCCUUGAAAAAAAUCACACACACACUCUUGUUCUCUUUUUUUUUUUUGGUGCAGCUGUUGUGGUUCUUUUUAUUCUCUGUAUUUCGCUUUCGUUCUCCCCCCCCCCCUCCGCCCACUCCCCCAUAUUGGGUUCUUGUGUGUCUGUGUGCGUGCUCAUUGUGUUCCAGCUCAUGGUGGUUUUGGCGUGGGUUGGGAGGGAGGGUGAUAUGGUGGCUCCCACGAUCAUGUCGCUGCCCCCCCUUUGCCCCUCCCCCCCUGCAAGAGCUCACCACCAUUAAGUUUUAGUUGCCUGUUUUGGCAUGGUGGACUUGGCCUCAGUCAUUCUCAGGCAUGUGAGAAACACGGAGUUCCCGCGUUACCCCUUUCCCUGUGUGGGCUCUUGCCUGUACUGAUGAAUUUGGGUUUUGCACCCUAACCCUUUAUUCUGAAACAAGGUAGGGUGUUCUUUCCUGCAGAAAA